AUGAUGGUGACCAAAACUGUAUUGGUGCUUUUGGCAUUUACUGCCAUGUGCUUGGCAGACAAGCCUGGAAGACCACUAGGGGAUGCUUUGCAGGAGGAAGCAGACAGGUCCAAGAGGCAUGGUUAUGGACAGGGAAGCAUUGGUGGGGGUUAUGGUGGGGGUCACUUGAGGGCCUCAGGCCACAGGAAUAAGGGGUACUCUUAUGGAGGAUCUGUGCUUGGCCAGACCUAUUAUAGACCUUCAUACUACUACAGACCAUCCCACUCUACCUACCAAAACAACCAUGGUUCAGGUUAUGGAGGUGGCAUUGUCUCUGGUGGCACUGGUUAUGGCAGAGGUUCCCAGUCUCUGGGUGGCUAUGGUGGAUCCAUUGGAGGAGGUUAUGGAGGUGGUUCCAUUGGAGGAAGUUAUGGAGGUGGUUCCCUUGGAGGAGGCUAUGGAAGUGGAUCCAUUGGAGGAGGUUAUGGAGGUGGCUCCAUUGGAGGAGGCUAUGGAGGUGGUUCCCUGAGAGGACUUGGAUAUGGAAGCAGCCAUAUCAGCCAUGGAUCCAAUGGAUAUGGAGGAAGCUCUCUGGGGUACAGUGGUGGUGCCAUCAGCCAUGGCUUCAGCUCAGGGCAUGGUUCCUUGGGACAAGGGUAUGGUGGAGCAUCCUUUGCCCCUGUCAGCUAUGGGGGUUCUUCCCAUGGAACCAGAGGAGGAUACAGCUCUGGAGGCUAUGCUGGAGAUGACAGUGGAGAAGUUUCCAUUGGACACUCUGGUGGCUACAGUGUUGGUUGUGAAGAUAUUCUACUGAAUCCCUUUAAAACCCUCUCUUUGUCCAAUUCUGCAGUGGUGGAAACAUUGGACACAACAAUGGCUAUUAAGGCACUGCUUCAAAGCCUCAAAAUAAGGGUUGUUGCCUUCUUGCUUGACCUAGUAGGAGGGUCCAGAUUGACCUGUUCAGCCUGCCUUUUGGCUCUGAAUAAAGCUUCCUCAGCAGCUCUUUUUCUUCUUAUCCCUGCCAAAGGGGUAGUGAAGUUGUUGGUGUUGACAACUGCCUGUGGUGGUGUUGGUUGCAUGCUGCCAAAAGCAGCAGCUAUAGCAAAUGGGAUUGAGUCUAUGGCCAGUUGGAGCUGUCUUCUCAAGUUGGCUAUUGAAGCCAGGGCUUCUUGCACUGCCAGUGGGGUUUCAGUUGUUGUACUUGUGGAAGGUGAUUGCAUGGUUGUGGUUGUGGUUCCUAAGCUUAUCUCAGCUGUUGCUGGUGACUCAGUGGUUGACACUUUUGUGGGUUCUGUGUUUGAAACACUGGCUAAAGUUGACUCUGUGGUGGCAGCACUCAGUGUGGUGGACUCUGUUGUGGAUGGACUUGAUGUAGUUGACUCUGUUGUGGAAGAGCUGACUGUACUUGACUCUGUGUUGGACAAGCUGACAGUACUUGCUUCUGUGGUUGAAGAACUGACUACUGUACUUGACUCUGUGGUUAUUGAAGAACUGACUGCACUGGCCUCUGUGACUGAAGAGCUGCUUACUGUACUUGACUCUGUAGCUGGAGAAACAGUUGUGGUAGUUGAAGGUACACCAGCAGAGGACUAG
Molecule: messenger RNA, 1572 nt
Organism: Notodromas monacha
Lineage: Eukaryota; Metazoa; Arthropoda; Ostracoda; Podocopida; Cyprididae
Source: the annotation of a GenBank genome assembly